CAAUAAACUUUAUAGAAAAUGUUGCAAUCUUUUUUGACAAAUUCAUAAAUUUGCGUUUUACCCAUUUUCAACAUAGUUAUUAUAUAUUAUAUAACGUUUUUUAAUAAAUUAAAUCUCAUAAAUUACUGCAAAAGGGUCCUACACUAAAAAAAAGUAGGCAACACCACCUCAGUCAUCUGUUCUCGAGAAAUGCCACGUGUCUUCCAAAACCUUCAUAUAAUGACUGCCAAAAAACCUCAAUCGCUCAAAUUGACGUGCCGGUGCUUUUUCCGCACGAGGACCACCGCCGUCUGUUACAGUGUUAUUCGCUCCGUCCCCAUUUUGCUAUGAUACGCCACCUCCUCCGGCGCAUUUUAGCAUCCCCGACACUGCAUCGAAGCCCUAGGGCCUCCAUCUUUGCCCCUUCAUGUGCAAAUCGAAGAUGAAUGUUCGCGUAAUCAAAUCGAAAAUCUCGAAUUCACGAACCGCGCGAUCCGCGAAGUCAUCUUCCCAACCAUCGCAACAAGCUACGCGCGCGUCUUCGAUCGGAGAACCGUCGUCGGGCAGUUUCACGGACGGCAACUACACCAGCGGUUCGAGCUACAGGUACUUGUCGGGAUCGUCGUCGACAUCGACACAGGCAGCUCUGUCAACCAUCAAAGAGUCCUUAGCAGAUAACGCUCACAUCUACGAGUUCUCUGAAAUUUGCUCUGCCACCAACAAUUUCGCGCUCGCCAAACGCUUCUCCUCCUCUUCUUGGCGGUGCAGCAUCCGCGGCAAAGACGUCGUCGUUUUUCAGCGAAAGUUCCGCCGCCCGAUGGAGCUGCAGGAGCUCCGUGAGAGGCUUGGGACGAUCUGCAAGUGCCACCAUAUGAGCGUAAUCAAGCUUCUCGGCGCUUCGAUCUCCGGUAAUUACAUUUAUCUGGUGUAUGACUACGUCCACGGCGCUAACCUCGCGGAGUGUCUGAGGAACCCUAGAAAUCCUAAUUUCACCGUGCUCUCGAACUGGCUCUCAAGAAUGCAGAUCGCUGCCGACCUUGCGCACGGCCUCGAUUACAUCCACCACAGCGCCGGCCUGGACCGGAAAUUCGUCCACAACCGCAUCAAGAGUUCAAGCAUCGUCGUCACGGAACCAUCCUUGAACGCGAAAAUCUGCCAUUUCGGCACUGCCGCCCUCAGCGGCGAGAUCGCGGUAGAAGAUCUCAAAAAUUCGACGGAAAGUAAGAUCGAAUUGCAGCGAUCGAGGAGCCGAGUGAUGAGAAUCGAAGGGACGAGGGGGUACAUGGCGCCGGAGUUCCAGAGCACAGGAAUCGCGACUCGAAGGACGGAUGUCUACGCGUUCGGGAUAGUGAUUCUGGAGCUGUUGUCGGGGAAGGAGCCAUUGAAGUAUCGAGUGGACGAAGAGAGCGGGGGGUACGAGAGGGAGAGCGUGAUCGAGGCGGCGAGGGGGGCGGUGGACGACGGGCGGUUGCGGCAGUGGGUGGACCGCCGGUUGGGGGAUUCAUACCCGGUGGGGGUGGCGGAGGCGAUGGCGCGUAUGGGAUUGGAGUGCGUGGAUGCGGAUCCGGGUAAGAGGCCGGAUAUGGGUCGGGUGGCAGGCACGGUGUCGAAGCUGUAUCUGGAAUCGAUAACGUGGGCGGAGAAAAUGGGCGUACCCACAGACUUCUCGGUCUCUCUCGCCCCUAGAUGAUAAUGAAAGCAAUUGCUAUUUGUAAAUGUCUUGGUAGACCUGUUGUAAAGUGAAUAGCAUAGGAUUCCUUGAAACGAUUGAACUAAAAUGAAAAGAAAAAACGAAAUGGAUUGAAAAAAGAAAAUAGAGAAGUUAUUUAGAUUAGGGAAUUGAUCAAGCACAAAGACCAUAUUGGAAUUGCUCAAUUUUAAGAUUCAUUUUCUUCAUGUCUAUCUUUUACAUAAAUAGAAAGAGGCGAUAUUUGGAUCCCCGAGUAAUUCUUGUGAUCAGAAAAAUAUCACAGGGGUUUGCGACCAAGUGCUUUUAUCUUA
This is a messenger RNA of Malania oleifera, 1980 nucleotides long. RefSeq names its product protein LYK5-like. The record is from RefSeq and is a predicted model, not a curated record. Gene Ontology annotation, molecular function: ATP binding; protein kinase activity. Bases 407 to 1669 code for a protein of 420 amino acids. Gene Ontology annotation, biological process: protein phosphorylation. NCBI's taxonomy places the organism in Eukaryota, Viridiplantae, Streptophyta, Magnoliopsida, Santalales, Ximeniaceae. The transcript has a single exon.